ACUAGUAAUGAUAUUACUGAUACUGAUGAUAUAAUGUCAAAAAAUAAAAAUUCUUAUACUAUUUUUGGUGGCGGGCUUCGUAUAUGUCCAGGUAGAAAGUUGGCAAUGAUUGAAUUACUUUCUUUAAUGACCUUAGUUUAUGGAAAAUAUGAUUUUGAAUUAAGUGAUAUGAAUGAAAAAUUGAAAGUUAAAUCCGCGGCUAUCACUUCCUGUCAAGAAUUGAAAGUUAUAAUUAAACCUAGACAA
Molecule: messenger RNA, 246 nt
Organism: Racocetra persica
Lineage: Eukaryota; Fungi; Glomeromycota; Glomeromycetes; Diversisporales; Gigasporaceae
Source: the annotation of a GenBank genome assembly